Messenger RNA from Cuscuta campestris, 1455 nucleotides. NCBI's taxonomy places the organism in Eukaryota, Viridiplantae, Streptophyta, Magnoliopsida, Solanales, Convolvulaceae. The record is from the annotation of a GenBank genome assembly.
ACCUCUGGUUGGGCUUAAUUCAAAGAAUCCCAGGAAAUAACUUAACAAAGAAUAUAAUGUCCAAUAACUCUCUCAUCAAAGCAAGUUGUUUCUUCAUCAUCGCCGCCGCCCUUCUCUCCUCCUCCUGCCAUGGGGACUGCCUGUCGCCGCAGUUUUAUGACCUGUCAUGUCCCCGGGCUCAAGAAAUUGUGAAGUCCGUUGUUGCCAAGGCGGUCUUCGAAGAUCCUAGAAUGGCUGCCUCUUUACUCCGGCUCCAUUUCCACGACUGCUUUGUCCAGGGUUGCGAUGCGUCUAUACUUCUGGACAACAGUGGGGGGAUGAGGAGCGAGAAGAUAUCGAACCCGAACAGGAACUCGGCUCGCGGGUACGAAGUGAUUGACGAGAUUAAAGACGCAGUGGAGCGCAAGUGCCCUCUCACUGUCUCUUGCGCUGACAUUCUUGCACUUGCUGCUCGGGAUUCCGUUGUUCUGGCUGGAGGACCAUAUUGGGAGGUCUCAUUAGGAAGGAGAGACUCCAGAUCUAGCAGCCUGAGUGGCUCCAACCACAACAUUCCUGCCCCAACCGACACAUUCGACACCAUUCUGGCUAAAUUCAAUCUCCAAGGACUUGGUCUUCUUGAUCUUGUUGCCUUGUCUGGGAGUCACACAAUUGGGAGCGCGAGGUGCGCCACCUUCAGACAAAGGCUUUACAACCAGACGGGGACCGGGCAGCCGGACCCCACGCUGGACGAGCCGUACGCGGCCGGGCUGCGAAAGAGGUGCCCGGAAUCCGGGGAUGGCGACGGGAACCUGUUCGACCUGGACUUUUUCAGCCCGGCGGCGUUUGACAACGGCUACUUCAUCAACCUGCUGGUGCGCAAAGGGCUGCUGAGGUCGGACCAGAUUCUGGCGGAGAACGAGGCGGCUCUCCGGCUGGUGAAGGCGUACGCGGAGAGCGGGGAGCUUUUCUUCCGGCAGUUUGCCGUGUCCAUGGUGAAGAUGGGAAACAUCUCUGUUCUGAGGGGCUCUAUGGGAGAAGUCAGGAGGAAUUGCAGGAAGAUCAACCAUUAAUUAAUACUACUAUUCAUAUAAUAGCCCUCUGAAAUAUAUUAAUAUUACCAGUAUAUCUAAGCUUAAUUGCUGUAUAUGGAUUGAUUAAGUUUCUGACGUUAUUAUGAUGUCUAAUUUGAACUUUGAGUAGACUUUAAAAACUUUGUGUUUCUUUAUGUCUUUCCCUCUUUGAGAUUUGAUUUUAAAUUGCAUGGGUGUGGAGUAUUGGAUGAUUGAAUCAUUGUAAAAUUUUAUGGAUAUGACUUCUGGCAUAACUUAUAAUUCUACAAUCAUUUUUUAUUGAAAACUAACAAUUGGAUUUUGUCAUUGUAAAAAAGCAAACAUGUAACGCCCGUUAUGACAUUAAAUAGAUUAAACAGUUUGAAUGAUCUUAUUUAGAAGAUGCAAAUAUAAGAGAUCCUAUUCU